AUGGUUUGUGGUGUUGGUGUUCAUCGGCACGAUGGUGGGUUGGUGGGGUUCGACGACGGGAGCAACCUUUCAUCCAUCCACAGACUUCCGCUUGCCAACGUGUGCUUUAACUGA
This is a messenger RNA of Pyricularia pennisetigena, 114 nucleotides long. RefSeq lists its product as uncharacterized. The transcript has a single exon. Bases 1 to 114 code for a protein of 37 amino acids. The record is from RefSeq and is a predicted model, not a curated record. NCBI's taxonomy places the organism in Eukaryota, Fungi, Ascomycota, Sordariomycetes, Magnaporthales, Pyriculariaceae.